ACUACGCCUCGCUUCCUCUCACUUUCCCUCCAUCUUUUUUCCUGCACCGUCGGCAGUGAUCCAUAGCCGUGAGCCAUCUCUCUCAUUCAACUUCUUCUUUUUUAUCUUUAAAGAAUCAUGUCUGCCGAACCCAAUGCCGCCUGGCCCCUGGCCGAUGAGGCCCUCACCCAGCAGCUGCUGGACCUUGUGCAGCAGGCUUCGCACUACCGCCAGCUGAAGAAGGGUGCCAACGAGGCCACCAAGACCCUCAACCGCGGUACUGCCGAGCUGGUCAUCCUCGCGGCCGACACCACCCCUCUGGCCAUUCUGCUCCACAUCCCUCUCCUGUGUGAGGACAAGAACACCAGCUACAUCUUCGUCCCCAGCAAGCUCGCCCUGGGUCGCGCCACUGGUGUCUCUCGCCCUGUGAUCGCUGCUAGCAUCACCACCAACGAGGCUUCUGACCUGAUGGGACAGAUCCGUACCCUGAAGGAUAAGGUUGAGCGCAUGAUGAUCUAAGAUAUUGAGAUAUUGAUUGGGGGUGAUAUAGACGGAUAAUGAAACUUUUUUUUUUUUUUUUUAUACUUUUCUUUGAUCGGUUUUCUUCACGAUGACAGAAGUUGGAUUCCGGAAUACUUUUGGACGACGUUGGAGACUUCAAGUUCGGAGACUAUGAUGG
This is a messenger RNA of Aspergillus campestris IBT 28561, 658 nucleotides long. Its product is annotated as ribonucleoprotein-associated protein. Gene Ontology annotation, biological process: mRNA splicing, via spliceosome; maturation of SSU-rRNA. The transcript has 3 exons. Bases 118 to 498 code for a protein of 126 amino acids. Lineage: Eukaryota; Fungi; Ascomycota; Eurotiomycetes; Eurotiales; Aspergillaceae. Gene Ontology annotation, molecular function: RNA binding. Gene Ontology annotation, cellular component: precatalytic spliceosome; U4/U6 x U5 tri-snRNP complex; box C/D methylation guide snoRNP complex. The record is from RefSeq and is a predicted model, not a curated record.